UGGAUUACAUAAAAAAAAAUGGCAUUGAGACAAAAUAUUGAACAUUUACCUUGGAUAGUUCAAAAAUACGGUGGAACAAGUGUCGGCAAGUUUUUAAAUGAAAUUGCUAAUACCAUUAUUCCCACGUAUCUGAAAACCAACCGAGUGGUCAUUGUAUGUUCUGCACGAAGUGGCAAUACAAAGGAAGAAGGCACAACGAAUCGACUAUUAAGAGCUGCGGAAGAGGCAUUAAAAGAUGGAUCUAAUAAACAUCUGGAGAUUGUCCAAGAAAUUCGAAAAGAUCAUCUUAAUGCAGCAAGAGCGGUCAUUCAAAAUAAGGAAAUAUUAAUUCAUCUCGAAUCUCAGUUGGAAAAUGAGUGCCUGAAAUUGCAAUCCUUUCUGGAAGCCGCCGAGAUUAUUGAUGAAAUUUCACCUCGUUCUAAAGACAUCAUUGUUGGCAUGGGAGAGAAACUUUCAUGUACCAUCGUUACUGCCGUCUUGCGUGAUCAAGGCAUUGACAGUCAACUGGUAGUGCUAAACAACCUGAUCCAAAAAGAAUUCACAGUAUUGGAUGAAGAGUUUUACCAGUAUAUUGCCGAGCGUUUACAACAAGUGAUUCUAGAAUGCGGUCACCGUGUCCCUGUCCUUACCGGUUUCUUUGGUAACGUACCCGGCAGUUUACUCACGAGUAUCGGACGAGGCUACACGGAUCUCUGUGCUGCUUUAGCUUCGGUUGGUCUGAAAUCACAAGAACUUCAAAUCUGGAAAGAGGUCGAUGGUAUCUUCACAGCCGACCCACGCAAAGUCUCCACUGCACGUUUAUUACCCAUCAUCACACCGGAGGAAGCAGCCGAGCUAACCUAUUAUGGAUCCGAGGUCAUCCAUCCUUUCACGAUGGAACAAGUCAUCAAGGCAGAAAUCCCUAUUCGUAUCAAGAAUGUAGAGAAUCCUACAGGUCAGGGUACCAUUAUUUUCCCCGAUACCACCACCAGCAGCAGCAGCACAACAUCUGCAAGGAAUGGCUAUGCCACACCUCCACCUACACCCGCUGUGUUAGCUCAGAAUGGAUAUCACUCGGAUUUAAGUAGGAAACAUCCGACCGCCGUCACCGUCAAGGAUAAAAUUUGUGUGUUAAACGUACAUUCCAAUCGUAAAAACGUAAGUCAUGGCUUUUUGGCAAAGAUCUUUAUGGCUUUGGAUGAUCAUAAUAUUAUUGUCGAUUUGAUCUCGACGUCUGAGGUGCAUGUUUCUAUGGCUCUGUCUUCAGAUGUAGCACAAACACAGUGUUAAAAACGCAAAUUCGUGAUAUAACCAAUAUGCCGGAAUAGCAUCGUUUUUGUUUAAAAAGAACAAUACCGACAAGUUUAUUUGACUCACCGUCCAAAGCCAAUUAUAUCAGCUCCUGAAAAACAAAUGGUGGGUUUA
Messenger RNA from Mucor mucedo, 1404 nucleotides. RefSeq names its product Aspartate/glutamate/uridylate kinase. The transcript is spliced from 5 exons. The coding region runs from base 19 to 1269 and encodes 416 amino acids. Gene Ontology annotation, molecular function: aspartate kinase activity. NCBI's taxonomy places the organism in Eukaryota, Fungi, Mucoromycota, Mucoromycetes, Mucorales, Mucoraceae. The record is from RefSeq and is a predicted model, not a curated record.